Messenger RNA from Strigops habroptila (Kakapo), 2303 nucleotides. It is a transcript of the gene NR1I3, whose product is annotated as nuclear receptor subfamily 1 group I member 3. Bases 203 to 1648 code for a protein of 481 amino acids. Gene Ontology annotation, molecular function: zinc ion binding; nuclear receptor activity; RNA polymerase II cis-regulatory region sequence-specific DNA binding. Lineage: Eukaryota; Metazoa; Chordata; Aves; Psittaciformes; Psittacidae. The record is from RefSeq and is a predicted model, not a curated record. The transcript is spliced from 9 exons. Gene Ontology annotation, biological process: cell differentiation; positive regulation of transcription by RNA polymerase II; negative regulation of transcription by RNA polymerase II.
GCCUCAAGUUCAAGGUUCAAACUCCACCGGGCUCCUGCUGCGGCUCCGGUGGCGUCAGGACCGAUGGUGGCUGCGCGGUGACAGGCACCGGUGGGCACCGGCUCCCGCUGCCGGCCCCGGUGGGGGCGCUUUGCCCGUGGUGGGACACAGGGGGGCAGCGCACGCACCCGGUGCCUCAGGCUCUGUUCUCUCCGCCCCGGCCAUGUCGGUGUCGAGCGCGUCGGACACCGAGAGCAGCCCCUGCCCGGUGCUGGGGCCCCGCAGCGCUGACACAGAGCCCGUGGAGGAGAAGGUCUGUGCCGUGUGCGGGGACCGCGCCACCGGGUACCACUUCCACGUCAUGACCUGCGAGGGCUGCAAAGGCUUCUUCAGGCGCUCCAUCAACAAGGGUGUCCGGUUCACGUGUCCCUUCGCCCGGAGCUGCCCCGUCACCAAGAGCAAGCGCCGGCAGUGCCAGGCCUGUCGCCUCCAGAAGUGCCUCGACGUGGGCAUGCGGAAGGACAUGAUCAUGUCGGAGGAGGCGCUGCGGCGGCGCCGGGCGCUGCGGCGGCAGCGGCGCUUGGCGCGGGCAGAGCCGGGGGGGCUGUCGGCGGAGCAGCAGGAGCUCAUCGCCAUCCUCAUCGCGGCGCACCAGCACACCUUCGACUCCACCUUCUCCCAGUUCACGCAUUACCGGCCCGCUGUUCGCCUUUACAUCCCCAGCCCGCGGCCGCAGAGCCCCCCCGAGCCCGGCGCCCCCCCGGCGUGGCCCGAGGGCGCGGACGAGGACGUGCUGCCCGAUGUGUUCUCCAUGCUGCCCCACUUCGCCGACCUCAGCACCUUCAUGAUCCAGCAGGUCAUCAACUUCGCCAAGGAGAUCCCGGCUUUCAGGAGUUUGCCCAUCGACGACCAGAUCACGCUGCUGAAAGGAGCCACGCUGGAGAUCUGCCAGAUCCAGUUCAACACCGUCUUCAACACCGAGACCAACGCCUGGGAGUGCGGGCAGCACUGUUACACCAUCCGGGACGGGGCUUUGGCCGGGUUCCAGCAGAUUUACCUGGAGCCGCUGCUCAAGUUCCACAUCAGCCUCAAGAAGCUGCAGCUGCACGAGGCCGAGUACGUCCUGCUCCAGGCUUUGCUGCUCUUCUCACCCUUUCCAGGAGAAGGUGGCGCUGACCCUCAAGAGCUACAUCGACCACCAGCACCCCAUGCCCCAGGGCAGGUUUCUCUACGCGAAGCUGCUGCUGCUGCUGACGGAGCUGCAGACGCUGAAGGUGGAGAACACGCGGCAGAUCCUGCACAUCCAGGACCUGUCCUCCAUGACGCCGCUGCUCUCCGAGAUCAUCAGCUAAACCCACCCGGCAUUCCCGGCAUUCCCACCGCGCUUCCCAGGCAGAGUAAAGCUCCUUUAUUUUUCCAGGCUCCGCCUGUGCCCAGAACCACGGGAGGGACCCCCGGCCCCCCCCCCCCCCCCCCGGCGGCUGCUCCUCAACCCCCCAAGCUGCCACCGGCCACCACGCGCCGCCCGUCCCCGUGUCCCCACGUCACCAGCGACCGGGCCCCCGGGCUCCGUGAGGGUCCCCCGGGCUCCGUGGGCUCCCCCGGCCCCGGCCCGGCGCCGGCGCAGCGGCUCCCUGCAGGGCACGUGCCCCCCUUCAACCCACGAUGACGCUGAAGCCGCAGUGGAAACGGUUCUUCCAGUGGUUGAGGAAGGCGCCCAGAGCCAGGGUGACGGGCAGGGGGGGCAGCUUCUUCUCCAGCACCCCCCCGACGCUCCAGUUACUGUCCAGGAGCCCUGUGGGGGUGUCGGGGGCACACGGUGAGCGCCAGGACGGUGCCGGGGCUGCCGGGGGCCGGCGCAGCGCCGGGCUCACCUCUGAAGACCACGUUGGCUUGCGGCAGGUUGAGCUGGUAGCCAAAGGCAAAGGUGGUUUCCUGCAGCCGCGUGUUGGCCUCCAGCUCCACCCCGACCUGCACCUGGGGACCGGGGGGGGACACGGAAACGUGAAUCCCAAGGGAUGGGGGGGGACACACGGGGAGGGGGACGCGGGGGGGGGACAGGAGCCGUCACCUGCUCGUUGGCACGGUGGUAGUAGCUGGCGUGGGCUCCGCCGUACCCCACGUUGAGCGUCGCGACCCACUUCUGAGCUGGAAGAGAAGCCAAGAGGAGGGCGAGGGGAGCCGGGGUGUCCCCAUGUCCCGCCCCCCCCCCGGGGCCAUCCCCGUGUCCCCACGUGCCGCCGUACCCGUGUAUUUCCCCGCCAGCGUGAGGAUGGCUCCUUCCUCCCCCGGCCGCCGGUGAUAAACCAUCUCCCCCCCCAAAA